UCAUUGUAUGUAUGUUCUUUGUAAACACUUUAGUGAACUUAUGAUGUGCCCUUUUUUAAAUCAAAUUCCCAAUUUCUUUGAGUGCGUGGCGCAAAGUUAGCGCUGCUACAGUGGAGGCGGAAAGUUCAAAAUGGCUGUAAACGUUUACUCCACCAAUGUGACAUCUGAAAACCUUAGCCGACAUGACAUGUUGGCUUGGGUUAAUGAUUGCCUGUCAUCUUCUUUCUCCAAAAUUGAAGAGCUAUGCACUGGUGCUGCCUACUGUCAAUUUAUGGAUAUGCUCUUUCCCGGUAGUGUACCAAUUAAAAGAGUGAAGUUCAAGACACAGCUUGAACAUGAAUACAUUCAGAAUUUUAAACUUCUGCAGGCUGCCUUUAAGAAAAUGGUAGUAGAUAAGGUUAUUCCCGUAGAUAGGUUGAUAAAAGGUCGUUUUCAGGAUAAUUUUGAGUUCCUUCAAUGGUUUAAAAAAUUUUUUGAUGCAAAUUAUGAUGGGAUGCCCUAUGAUGCCCUUGAAGCUAGGGGUGGAUUAGGUCUUGGUAGUGGAGCCUGUGACAUGGUACAUCAAAGUGCUGUACCAGUUCCUUCAGCUCCAAGGCACACAGCCCCACGAGUUCCUACUAUGCAGCAGAGACAACCCAUGCGACAGCCUGUACCCACCAAAGCGGCGGCACCCUUGAGAGCUCCUACUAGACCCUCUCCUGGUUUGAACAGGGGAGGAGAUGCCUACAAGAUGGAAGAACUGAAUAUGGAGGUCAAAGAGCUAAAGUUGACAGUUGAAGGCCUAGAGAAGGAAAGAGAUUUCUACUUUGGAAAACUUCGAAACAUUGAAUUGAUGUGCCAGGAACAUGGCGAACAGGGUGAAGAGAUGCCUAUCUUGAAAAAUAUUCUGGAUGUACUCUAUGCCACUGAGGACCAGGAAGAACAGGAUGGUUUUGCACCUCCAGAGGAACUUGAUGGUGAUGUCCCACCUCCUCCUAAUGAAGAAGAAGAGUAUUGAAGUAGAAGUAGCCAGCAAGCUGGUGCCGCUGUUGUCAGCUCUCCCUUGUAAUUCAAUGUGAUGUCUAUAAUGUUGAAGAUUUUCACAUAAAUUUUAAUGUUGUCUGAGUCUAUUAUGUUUGGAACACAUUUUAUUAAUAAGUUUGUGUUGAUCAUGAACAGAAAUGGAUGAGUCUGUCAGUUGCAUUGCUUUGAAUGAUAUUCAUUUCACUAUUUAUUUUUUAUGCUCAUUAGAUAUCUGGAAACCGAAGUUCAAGUGCUAAGCUUUUGUGGGCUUUGUAGGUUCACAAUUUUAAUUUUCGUCUUGAAAGACAUUAUCAAUGCAAAUUUAGGACCCAAAAAAGCGAUUGUCUGGAGAUCUUCUUGUUUUAAAUUCAUCCCUAACAUUUAAUUUAGUAAUGCUUCUCACAGCUAUUCUGUACAUUAAUAAAGAUCAUGCUGACUACUAGUAUGAAAAUGUGGAAAAUUGUGCACACGUGGAUCUAACUUGUGUGCUUUAUGAAGGAUGUGUGUAAUCUAUUGUGGACCCUCAAAUUAACUUUUUAUGUACGCUAUAUUUUAAAUACCUUAAACAUUAUUAAAUAAUUUCCCCUUCUGUAAAA
Messenger RNA from Frankliniella occidentalis (western flower thrips), 1598 nucleotides. It is a transcript of the gene Eb1, whose product is annotated as microtubule-associated protein RP/EB family member 1. Gene Ontology annotation, biological process: regulation of microtubule polymerization or depolymerization; protein localization to microtubule plus-end; spindle assembly. Lineage: Eukaryota; Metazoa; Arthropoda; Insecta; Thysanoptera; Thripidae. The record is from RefSeq and is a predicted model, not a curated record. The transcript has 8 exons. Gene Ontology annotation, cellular component: cytoplasmic microtubule; spindle midzone; microtubule organizing center. Bases 131 to 997 code for a protein of 288 amino acids. Gene Ontology annotation, molecular function: microtubule plus-end binding.